AUGAACAUGGCCAGUCAGACAUACAACCCCUCCUUCAACCAGGGAUACAACAAACCACUCCCCAGAGUCAGCCCCCAACAGCAGCACAACCAGCUCCAACACCAGUACCAACCACAGCAACAACAACAAUACCAACAACCAGGACAAUACCCGGGCCAAUAUAACCACCACGCGCAGUACCAGCAGGGAUCCCCUGGUGAACAGCAGCGUCAACAGAAACAAUACCAGCAAUACCAGCAAGUACAACAGCAACAGCAGCAACAGCAGCAGGACAGUCGUCGGACAAGUGGAGGAAGCCAGCAGACGGCGGCGGUUCAGAGCUCGCUCAUGGCUUGGUUUGAUGCUGUUGAUACCGACCAUUCUGGUACUCUCUCGUGCGAGGAACUUCAGCGGGCUUUGAUGAAUGGCGACUGGACACCUUUCAAUGUCGAAACGGUCCGUAUGAUGAUGAAUAUGUUCGACCGAGACAACGACGGAACAAUCUCCUUCAAUGAAUUCAUCGGCCUCUGGAACUACAUCGAGAAGUGGAAGCAAUGUUUUCAAGCCUACGACCUCGACGGCUCCGGAACCAUCGACUCCAUGGAGUUACAAAAGGCCCUUCAAGGAUUCGGUUACAACCUUUCGGAGGCCAUUGUCCAAUUGAUUGUGACAAAGUACGAUGUGAGAGGGCAGGGCGAUAUCAGUUUUGAUAACUUUGUGCAGUCGUGUGUCACCAUCCAGACGUUGACGAGUGCGUUCCGGAGGAUCGAUGUUGCGGGCACGGGCGUUGUCACCAUGACCUAUGAGCAGUUCCUUGGCUUGGUCAUUAACAACCGGUGA
Molecule: messenger RNA, 819 nt
Organism: Linnemannia hyalina
Lineage: Eukaryota; Fungi; Mortierellomycota; Mortierellomycetes; Mortierellales; Mortierellaceae
Source: the annotation of a GenBank genome assembly